Drosophila nasuta is the source of this 3284-nucleotide messenger RNA. RefSeq names its product AKT serine/threonine protein kinase (gene Akt). The transcript is spliced from 6 exons. Gene Ontology annotation, molecular function: protein serine/threonine kinase activity; ATP binding. The record is from RefSeq and is a predicted model, not a curated record. Lineage: Eukaryota; Metazoa; Arthropoda; Insecta; Diptera; Drosophilidae. The coding region runs from base 303 to 1883 and encodes 526 amino acids. Gene Ontology annotation, biological process: protein phosphorylation.
ACAGCCUCAACACGAAUUACUUACCAUUUGGUGCGCUGCAGAGGAGAUCGACUGUGGUCGCCAGCAGCACCGCAACAGGAUCUGCCUCAUCGACGCCAACAUCAACACCAACGCCUACGGCUGUGGCCACGCCUACAGGCAUACGAUUGCUCUUUAAUUUCAGCAACAACAACAGCAGCAGCGGCAACAACAACAAUUAUUCCAGUGCGACGCAAAUAAGCGACGCACUGCCAAUCAACAAUAACAGCAGUAAUAACAACAACAGCAUAUUUGUCGCACCGCAAACAGCAACUGAAGCUAUCAUGUCCUUGCCAGCGACUGGCACCUCGCCCACUAUCCCCAUGGUUCCGUUUGCGGCACCGACGAUCGUCAAAGAGGGCUGGCUACAGAAGCGCGGCGAGCACAUUAAGACUUGGCGUCAACGCUACUUCAUCCUACAAGGCGAUGGCAAACUUUUGGGCUAUCGCAACCGGCCGGCGGACAGCACACAGGCGGAUAGCACACAGAUGCUCAACAAUUUUACCGUACGCGGCUGCCAGAUCAUGACUGUGGAUCGUCCCAAGCCCUUCACAUUUAUCAUUCGCGGUCUGCAAUGGACGACGGUGAUUGAGCGCACAUUUGCCGUGGACACUGAAGCUGAGCGUCAACUCUGGACCGAAGCGAUUCGAAGUGUUGCCAGUCGGCUGAGCGAGAUGGGCGAAACUGCAAUAUCGCCAUCGGCGCCAACAGAUAUGGGCGAUGUGGAUAUGGCUGGCAUUGCUGAAGUGGAGUUAUCCGAACAGUUUUCCGUUCAAGGCACAACGCGCAACAGCAGCGGUGUCAAGAAAGUGACACUGGAGAACUUUGAGUUCCUCAAGAUGCUGGGCAAGGGCACUUUUGGCAAGGUCAUCCUGUGCCGUGAGAAGGCCACAUCCAAAUUGUACGCAAUUAAAAUUCUCAAAAAGGAGGUCAUUAUACAAAAAGAUGAGGUCGCACAUACGCUUACCGAAAGUCGUGUACUCAAGUCAACAAAUCAUCCGUUCCUCAUUUCAUUGAAAUAUUCAUUUCAAACCAAUGAUCGUCUCUGCUUUGUAAUGCAAUAUGUGAAUGGUGGAGAGCUUUUUUGGCAUUUGAGCCAUGAUCGCAUCUUUACGGAGGAGCGGACACGUUUUUAUGGCGCCGAAAUAAUAUCGGCGUUGGGCUAUCUGCACUCGCAGGGCAUCAUUUACCGUGACUUAAAGCUGGAGAAUCUUUUGCUGGACAAAGAUGGUCACAUAAAGGUCGCCGAUUUCGGGCUGUGCAAGGAGGAUAUAACCUACGGGAGCACAACAAAAACGUUUUGCGGAACACCCGAAUAUUUAGCGCCUGAAGUAUUAGAGGAUAGUGAUUAUGGACGUGCGGUCGACUGGUGGGGAACCGGUGUGGUUAUGUAUGAGAUGAUCUGUGGUCGUCUACCAUUUUAUAAUCGUGAUCAUGAUGUGCUCUUCACGCUCAUAUUGGUUGAGGAUGUGAAAUUUCCACGCAAUAUUACUGAUGAAGCAAAAGGUUUGCUAUCCGGACUCUUGGCCAAGGAUCCCAGAAAUCGUUUGGGCGGUGGCCAAGAUGAUGUCAAGGAAAUACAAGCGCAUCCAUUCUUUGCGAGUAUUAACUGGACGGAUCUGGUGCUGAAGAAGAUAACGCCACCAUUUAAACCUCAGGUCACAUCAGACACAGACACACGUUACUUCGAUGAAGAGUUUACCGGCGAAAGCGUCGAGUUGACUCCUCCAGAUCCUACGGGACCUCUGGGCUCCAUAGCCGAAGAGCCGUUAUUCCCGCAGUUCAGUUAUCAAGGAGAUAUGGCAGCCACGUUGGGCACCUCGGCGCACAUUGGUACUUCCACAAGCCUCACGUCGAUGCAAUAGAACAAGCUUCAAAUUAUAGGAAGGAGCCACGCAAAAAAGAAACAAAAAUAAAACAAAACUGAGCGCAAAACGACACAUAAUGUUGUGCGUCACCGCAUGUACCCAUAAUAUACUUAGUGAUAUAUAUAGAUAUGGGAUAGAAAUGCAAGCAAAACAAAACAUAAGAAAACAAAACAAAACAAACUGAAAAGGAAAACAUAAUAAAUUUGUAUCGCUAAGUUUAUACACCAAUAAUAACAAAUUGAAUGAUAGUAACUUAUUUUUUCAUAACUCCAACAACAGCAACAACAAUAGCAACGUGCAGUUGAAAAACUUAUAGAGGAGAUAAGAGAACAUGGAUCGCGAUAUAAACAUAACAAAAGAAACAAACUAAAUGAAAAGAAAAGAAAAGAAAAAAGAAAAUAGUUUAUUACCUAUGAUAAUACACAUAUACUUAUAUAUACAUUUAAAUAUAACAUUUUAAGCAUAACGUUUAAAGUGAUUAGUUAAUUUUUAAAUGCAAGUAAAACAUUUAUUAAGCGAAUGAGUAAAACACACACACACACACUAUGCACACAUACGAACACUUACACAAUUUACACCCAACUAGCUUGUAGGCAAAUCGAAGAGCAAGAGCAAGAAAUCGAAAUACAAACCCACACACACACACAUAAGCAAAACAAACACACACACAGACAUACACAUUAUUUAUACUCCAAAGAAGAAAAACACAAUAACAAUUACGAGUUAUAUUUAAUGGUAAAGUUGCCUCUGAAGAGCUCUGCAUUAUGCAAAAACAGAAUCAACAACACAACAAAAACCAGAACUAAUAGUUAUAUACAAAAAAGAUUAUUUCAACUGCAUGGGCGCCAAAAACAUUUAAACAAAAAAAAUUUUUUCAAACCUAAAAUAAAAUAAAUUAUAUAUGGCAUAUGCUUUUUUACACAUAUAUUUGUAUAUAUUUAUAUAAAAGGAAGUAUAAAAAUUCACUUUUAAACAAAACAAAAAAAAAAAAAAUUACAAAAAAAAAUACAAAAAUUUCCAUUUUUGAAUUUGAAACAAAAAUUUACAAAAAAAAAACAAAAUUAUAAAUAUUAUACAAAAUGCCUAAAAUGUUUGUCUCUUCAUUUUCAACAAGAAAUACAACAGAAAUGAAUAUGAUUAAAAGAGUAACAAAGGAAAUGAAAUUUUGAUAUUUUUAUAAACGAAAUAAAUUAUUAAAAAUUGUAAAUAAAAGUAAUCUAAUGUUCGGGCAUUUCAACUAAAUACAAUACCAAUACAAUAAAAGCAUAAUCUCUCUUCUAUAUACAAAGAAAAGCAAAAUAAGCAAAAACUAAAAAAAAAACUUAUCAAUUGAAAUAUAAUGAACAAAAACAAACAAAACAUAUUUUCUUAAAUAAAACAAAAAAAAAAAAAAAAAAA